UGUAUUUAGAAUCUAGGUUUAGCUGACCCAGCAGUUGACUUAAUGAACCUGAUUUUGGACAAUUUUUUCCUUAUAAUUCUUAGUAGCUAAGCAAGGCCUUUAGCUAUUUGGUGGUGAUCUUGUUCAAGUUUAGAGUUUUCUGAAGGUUUCAAAGGUUUGGUGAAAAUGGACAAGAAUUUGAUGGACAAAGUUACUGCCUUUGGUGAACUCCUCAAGACUGAAGGAGCCGAGGUGGGCAGAAAGAUGAGCGCUGGCAUGAGCUCGAUGAGCUUUAAGGUGAAGGAGCUCUUCCAAGGCCCGAACCCUGCUGAUAAGCUUGUUGACGAUGCCACCUCAGAGGCCCUUGAUGAGCCUGAUUGGGCCUUGUUUCUCGAUAUCUGCGACAUGAUCAACCAUGAAAAAAUUAGCGGUGUUGAAUUGAUUCGUGGCAUAAAGCGGAGGAUGAUGUUAAAGAACCCUAGGGUUCAGUAUUUGUCCCUGGUGUUGCUUGAAACUUGUGUCAAGAAUUGCGAGAAGGCAUUUUUCGAGGUGGCAGCUGAGGGGGUUCUUGAUGAGAUGGUUAAGCUUAUUGACGAUCCUCAGACUGUAGUUAAUAACCAGAACAAGGCUUUGAUGCUUAUUGAAUCAUGGGGGGAAUCAACCGAUGAGCUCCGCUAUUUACCUAUUUAUGAAGAGACUUACAAGAGCUUAAAAUCAAGGGGUAUUCGCUUUCCUGGUCGUGAUAACGAGAGCUUGGCACCUAUUUUUACCCCUCCUCGUUCAGUUUCUGCAGCAGAAGUAGAUGCUAGUCUUGCAAAUCAGUUUCAACAUGACAUGCAGCUUCAGCAUGAUGCUCCUCUCCAAACCUUUACCGUCGAACAGACUGAGGAAGCAUUUGAUGUAGCAAGAAACAGCAUCGAGCUUCUUUCAACUGUGUUAUCCUCAUCACCACAACAAGAUACUCUUGAGGAUGAUUUGACAACUACGCUUGUCCAGCAAUGUCGACAGUCCCAAUCCACUGUUCUAAGAAUCAUCGAUACUGCUGGAGCCAACUCAGCCCUGCUUUUCGAAGCUUUGAAUGUGAACGAUGAGAUCCAGAAAGCUCUUUCAAAGUAUGAAGAAUUGAAUAUGCCAUCAGCGGUUCGUAGUGAGCCAGAACCUGCUAUGAUUCCCGUGGCUGUCGCGCGUGAUGAUUCACCCCAUCAUGCGAGAGAAGAUGCAUUGAUUAGAAAACCAGCAGGUACACGACAAGGGACUAACGGGGGAAGCAAUGACGACAUGAUGGACGAUCUCGAUGAAAUGAUUUUUGGUAAGAAAGGUGGAGGUUCAUCCGAAGAUUCAAAGAAGCAGCAAGGAACUAAAGACGAUCUAAUCACACUCUGAUUGAUACUCAACUCCAUUCCAUAGUUUAUGACAGAAGGCCUGUGUCGGGUCAUUGUAGGCAUUUUUUGGAAUCAAAAACUGGGGACGAACACAGAUUUUUCUUUCGCAUUUGUUGUUCCGUAAAAUACAUACUUGGAUUUGUUAUGUGUAUGGCUAUUGGCUAUCAUAUUGAUGGUUUGAUGACA
Molecule: messenger RNA, 1547 nt
Organism: Hibiscus syriacus
Lineage: Eukaryota; Viridiplantae; Streptophyta; Magnoliopsida; Malvales; Malvaceae
Product: TOM1-like protein 1
Exons: 4
Coding region: 166-1362 (398 amino acids)
Biological process (GO): protein transport to vacuole involved in ubiquitin-dependent protein catabolic process via the multivesicular body sorting pathway
Molecular function (GO): ubiquitin binding; phosphatidylinositol binding
Source: RefSeq, a predicted model, not a curated record